AAAUAUUAGACAUGAUUAUAAAAACACAAAAUCAUAAUAUUAUGAGGAGUUCUAUUUUUGGGAAAGUUUGAUAAAAUCAAAACUGAAAAUUUCCGUUCACCAAAUUAACGAUUGGAAGGUUUAAGCCUGCUGAUAUUGAACCAAAACACUGUCAUUCUACAUUGUAUGUUGUAAUUAGGCUAUCUCAAAAAUAUUUCCUUCUCACUUCAAGGACGUCUAAAAAAUUAUUGUUUUCCCACAUCACUUGUCCAGCACCUUCCUUCAUGGCCAAAACUUGCAUUGAUAGUAAAUCAAAAUAGUACUCAUGUAUUCGUAUUGAACAUUUAACGCCGGAUCCGGUUUUCUUUUCCGUGUGUGUAUUUUGUAAAUCUUUCCUAACAGACUAUUUGGGAGUGUUCAAACGACAAAGCAUGUACUUUGUUAUAUGUUCACUGUUGUUUGUUUUAUUCCAAGUUUACGGAUGGGCGGAGAGACAGCUGGUGAUGCAGUACAUCUCAGAGAACACAGGGAGAUUCACAUCCCCAGGUUAUCCUGAACCCUAUCCCAACAACGUCAAUUACACCUGGAUUCUCACAACGGGAGAUCCGACAGCAAAUGUCACUUUUACAUUUGACAAGUUUGACAUUGAUAAAUAUCAGUAUGGACCAUGUACAGAUUUCUUGGAGAUUACAGAACAAGAACCAUGUUGUUUUGUUGCCCUGAAGAGGUGUGGUGACUUUGAUCAAUUUAAGCAGGUGGUGAGGGGUAACGUGAUAAGAUUAACCUUCGUGUCUAACGAACGCCACUCAGCAAAGGGAUUCUCACUCCGAUGGAAAGUCGCUCUACCGAAAUCGAAAAGUACGACUGAAACAACUACAAAAACAACUUUAGUACGAAGAACAACAAUUAUAACAUUAGGAACAAAAAAAAGAACAACACCAGUGACAACAACAACACCAGUAACAACAACAACACCAGUAACAACAACAACACCAGUUACAACAACAACACCAGUUACAACAACAACACCAGUAUCAACAACAACAACAAUACGAGUAAAGACAACAACAGGAGUAACAACAACAUCACCUACAACUACGAGAACUACAAACACAACCCCCUAUUUCACGAUGGCAAAUAAAACAACUCUAGCCAACACAGGAGAUUUCACAUCAACAAUUCACACGAGCACAACGCCAACAACGUUCAUUAGGUCGUCCUCGGAAAUCCAGACCAGUGUCUCUACCAACGAGAAAGAAAAGGAAGACCCUACUACGUCACCAGUGGUUUUUACGGGGACUCCAAGCAAUGAAAGAAGUACAACUCCUGAAGACACAGGAGACACUUCAUUGCGUCCAAACCAAAUAGUGUUCCUUGCGGUUGGAAUUUGUAUUGUGGAAAUUACAUUGAUUGCAUUAGGGGUAUGUAUGGGAAUACAACGUAGAAAAAGAGUUUCUGAAACCUCGACUUUUCGCCGGAACCAAAAUGAUAACAUUAGACCUGUGUCUCGUAAGACGAUAUUAAGCGUCAACAAUGUCUACGAAUCCAUCCCACUCGAACAUUUUUCCGAAGAUACCAUUCAGGAAGAGGAGGAGGUGAACCCGUAUGUGUGUGUUGCUGAAAACGUGUACGACAAAGCUUUUGUGAAAAGACCACAUGUAGGCACAAAGAACAACUUAUAUGAAUGAAAUUAAUUGCCUAAAGAUGAAAAUGGAGGAUAAAUGAUGUGCCUACAAAAUCGGAUGUGAAUGCCAAAAUGUACAAAAUGUACUUUUUGCAAUCAAUCAAAUAACACGUGCAAUAUGAUGACUGACCUUACACAUGUAUUUUUAAACUUGCUAUUUCUCCAUGGUAAUGGAGCAGGUUAGACCCAGGUGAAAAAAACAUUUUAUUUGGCGGCCGCCAAAUGAAUUUUAGACGGUCACCAAAUACGUUUAAGGCGAUCAUCACAUAACAUUACCAGGCGGCCGCCAGAUAAGCAUUUCUCAUGGUGAUAAUCGAGUUAUGAAUAAUUACCCUGUGGCUGUCUGUAUUCACGGCGGGUAUGACCGGUCGACAGGGGAUGCUUACUCCUUCUAGGCACCCGGUCCCACAUAUGGUAUAUCCAGGGGUCCAUGUUCGCCCAACUCUCUAUUUUGUAUUCCUUAUAGGAGUUAUGAGAUUGAUCACUAUUCGUUAUCUUCGCUUUUCACGUUCGUUUUUAUGCCAAUAGUGAUAUCAACCAAUCAUAUUACUCUGUUAAUUACAAUAGCGUUGAGCUCGAUGUGAUUUUUAAAAUACAGUAUAGAGCCAAAUGUGAGUCAACUCCCAUGGUUUACGCUAUGGAUUUCAUUGAAAAAUAUUUAUUGUUUGAACAAUCAUUCUGAACUCAUUUUUGCUUUGAUCUUUAUGAAAUGUAAAAUAUGUAUUACAAAGCAUGUGUACAUUAUUCUUUUCAUGAUUUUAAAACUUUUACCAAGAAUUGUAGACACAUGAUUUAUGAAACUUUAACAUUAACUUUCAGCAUUCGAUUUCUUUUUAUAUUUCUUUUUAAGAGUGGAACGGAAACGUUAAGUGUGGUGUUCUUACAGUAAUAUGGUAGGUGUAUGAAUGCACAGGAAAACUAAGAUACUCAGACGAGAAACUGCAAAUAUUUGGACUGUUAAUGGUGCAAAUGUUACCGUGAAUACGGGACUUUCGAGAUACAGAUCCACUCUGACUUUUAUCGCGCGUUGAAUGUAAUUGUAGGGCAUGUCACUUCCGGAUUACAAUAACAACUAAAUAAACAAACAUGGAAUAUUUCAACUGGUAUCAAUUUCCUGCAUUUAAAUGCUAUCUUUGAAAGAAAGGAAUCACUACAAACAUUUUAUAGGAAAAUACAAUUGAUUAAAUUAUGCGAGUCGGCGCGGGAAAGAAAUCUAGGGAAUAUCUUGAAGAUAUCGGUAAAACUUCACGCCUUGCAUCCAAUGGUACGCGUUUAAAUGCGCCUUUUCCCCUCCAUCUAAUUUACACCCAGAUACUAAGCACCAAUAAUGACUUGGAUCGUCAUCGUGGGACUGCGAAUAACUUUUUACGGACCGUCUGUUAGCGAAACACCUUAUGUAUCGAUGUCAACUUUGCCCUACAAUUGGUUAUUAUCACUUGACCGUGGUGUAUAAACGUCAAAUAUAAUCGGGAUAUCCCGAAAGUUCCGUAUUGAAUAAGUUUAUGAAAAAUUAUUUUAAAAUAGUUGUUUCAGUGAAUUCUACUCUAAGAUGAAUAGAAGUUGACUUAUGUAUGGCAGUAAGCUGUAUAUAAUAAUACAUUGUAUAGAUUUUGUUUGCACUAAAACAUCCACAUUUAAGGAAAUAAUAAACAUUUGUCGUGUGUCGAUAUUUUCAUCUCAUAUCAGAUAACUACUUUCCAAAAACCAUAAGAUCUCAAUAAAAAACUAAUUAUAAAUUUUAAUCCCCAUACUUAGUGUAACGGGGACCUUUACAAAUAUCACCAGACAUACUUCCGUGUCAGGAGGUAAAGUCUAAUAGAUAACGUAACAAUUUCCCGUUUGUAUUUAUAGACAUACUUCACACGAACUCGAUGAAAACAAUUUUAGAUCUGCUUAGAUGCUUUUCGAGUAAUUCUCAAAUGUACACGAUAUCACUGAAUAUAACUCUUCCCUAUUUCAUGUAGUAUUGAAUUGAACUAAACAAGACAGACUCCUGGUACUUCUAGGAUAUGUUUGAUUAACCUAUGCACCUGUUACAAAGUGCAUGUAGUUAUAAUUGCAUUUUAGAUUAUUUAGUCGUUUUGUAUCUGACUCUUGUACUGUUUUAUAAAGUUUUGUACCAUUCAUUGUACUUAGCUUACAUUAGGUUAAGCUAUCACUGCAUGCAUUGUAACACAAUUUAUAAAACAGAAAAUGUACGAAAUGUUAGCCAUGAAAGUCAUUGUUUCGUUCAAUAGUUAUUUUGUAUAUACAUGUACAUACACGAAAAUGACAUUGAAUAUUUUGCAUGUACAUUUCCUAAAUGCUUGACUUGUGAAUUGUGAAUGACUUGCAAUCAUUGCUAAUUUGAAUGCUAGAAAUGCUUAUAGACACUUUUCUCUCAAAACUUUCUGGUUUCAAACCUGCGUUAAUGCUACUAAAUCCAACUGAAACCAGCAUUAAUGCUACUGGAAGUACAUGGAUAAAUACACUGUACCAGCAUUGAUUUUUAAUGAUUUUCAUUUCAAAGGUAUACUUUAGAAAAAAAUUGCCUUUCAUAUACCACCUUUUACUUUUUUUUGAUGAAUAUUGUCGGUAUGCUUGUUAAUGUGGAUUUAUUUGAAUGAAAGAAACGUUUGUGAAUGACAGUGACGCCGAUUAAGCUCAUGCUGCAUGUACAUGCAUUGUAUAUGAUUUUACACAUUCAUUUACUGUUUUGUUUUAAAUCAUUGUGCAGAAAAAUGACGUACAUUUGGGAUAUCCAUGUUCAGUUACAUUUGGAAUACCCAUGGUCAGUUAGGUUUAGAAUACCCAUGGUCAGUUAGGUUUAGAAUACCCAUGGUCAGUUAGGUUUGGGAUACCUAUGGUCAGUUAGGUUUAGAAUACCCAUGGUCAGUUAGGUUUGGGAUACCCAUGGUCAGUUAGGUUUAGAAUACCCAUGAUCAGUUAGAUUUGGGGUACAUUUACUGUGCUCUCCAUUCUGUGGGAAGAUACUAAGAGGUUGUGUUUUAUUUUUGUUCAUGCAGUAUAUUUGUAAUACUCUUUAUUGUCCCAUGUCUUAACCCAAUAUUUGUGUACGAUGAGAUUAACAUUAGUUAAUAAAUGACAUUUAGUGUA
This is a messenger RNA of Ostrea edulis (European flat oyster), 4759 nucleotides long. Its product is annotated as mucin-2-like. Bases 411 to 1667 code for a protein of 418 amino acids. The record is from RefSeq and is a predicted model, not a curated record. The transcript has 8 exons. Lineage: Eukaryota; Metazoa; Mollusca; Bivalvia; Ostreida; Ostreidae. Gene Ontology annotation, molecular function: serine-type endopeptidase activity.